AGUCACCACCCCCUAAUCUCAUUGGAUGGUUCCAUGAACAGAAAUGAAACUGGUGAAUUUAACUCUUCAGCUUCUUCUCCAGAUUAUAUAACCGAAGAUAAUAAAAUUGCAGUUAGUCAAAAAAUAAACUGUGUGGCAGUCAGUACACCAAGCAGUAAAUCGAGUCAUAAAACCACAGAAUCUCAGGUGGAAAAUAUCAGAGACAAUAAUACGUCCAGACAACAUAUAAAGACAGAAUAUCCAUCGACUCAUAUUAAGGAGGAAUCAGACUCGCUUGAAGAAGAAAAUCUCCCAGACAUUUAUACAACCACAGAAGAUGCACCGAUAGAAUAUAUUUCUACUCAUAUUAAGGAGGAAUCAGACUCUUAUGAGGAAGGAAAUCUCCCAGACACAGACAUUUAUACAACCACAGAAGAUGCACAGAUGGAAUAUCCAUCUACUCAUAUUAAGGAGGAAUCUGACUCAUGGGAAGAAGGAAAUCUACCAGACAAUUAUACACCCACAGAAGAUGCACAGAUAGAAUAUCCACCUGCUCAUAUUAAAGAGGAAUCAGACUUGUCUGACGGAGGAAAUCUCCCAGACACAGACCGUUAUGCACCUACAGAAUGUACACAGAUAGAAUAUACUUCUAUUCAUAUUAAGGAGGAAUCCAACUCAUGGGAAGAAGUAACUCACACAGACGUCUAUACACCCACAGAAGAUGCAGAGAUAGAAUAUACAUCUACUCAUAUUAAGGAGGAAUCGGUCUCAUGGCAAGAUGGAAAUCUUGUUGAAGCUUCCAUUUGCACAACCAUGAACACUGAUAUUUAUAGAGGCACAGACCAUAGACAGACAGAAUAUCUACCUGACCUUAUUAAGGUAGAAUCAGACUCAUGUGAAGCCAGUGCUCUCACCAUCACAAAGGUUUAUACACCCACAGGAGAUAAUGAAUCAGUAUCCUACAAAGAAGAAAUUCCGGGAGACAUAGACAUUUAUGCACCCACAGAACAUACACACAGAGAAUAUUCAUCUACUCUUAUUAAGGAGGAAUCAACAUCAUAUGAGGAUGGAAAUUUAACCACCUUAGACCUUCUUACCCCCACUUGUCAUACUGGAACACAAAACUCUUCUGAAUGUAGAAAAUGCUUCACUGAAACUUCAGAUAUUAAGAAACAUGUAAGGAUUCAUACAGGAGAAGAAACUUUUUCAUGUACAGAAUGUGGGAAAUGUUUCACUGAACAUUCAAAUCUUAGAAUACAUGAGAAGACCUACACUGGAGAGAAACCAUUUUCAUGUUCUGAAUGUGGGAAAUGUUUUGCUCGCAUGUCAAUUCUUAAGAUACAUGAGAGGACUCACACUGGAGAGAAACCAUUUUCUUGUUUUGAAUGUGGGAAACGCUUUGCAGAAACCUCAAAUUACAAUAAACAUAUGAAGAUUCACGCGGGAGAUAAACCAUUUUCCUGUCCAGAAUGCGGAAAAAGUUUCAGUAACUCUUCCAAUCUUAAGACUCAUCUAAAGCUUCACACCGGAGAGAAACCGUUUUCAUGUUCUGUAUGUGGGAAAUGUUUUGCUCGCAUGUCAGCUCUUAAGAUACAUCAAAGGAUUCACACAGGAGAGAAAUCCUAUUCAUGUUUAGAAUGUGGAAAACAUUUCAGUAACUCUUCCACUCUUAAGACACAUCAAAGGAUUCAUACAGGAGAGAAAUUAUUUUCAUGUUCUGAAUGUGGGAAAAGUUUCAGUAACUCUUCCACUCUUAAGACACAUCAAAGGAUUCACAGAGGAGAGAAACCGUUUUUAUGUUCUGAAUGUGGGAAAUGUUUUGCUCGCAUGUCAAUUCUUAAAACACAUCAAAUGAUUCACACAGGAGAGACAUUAUAUUCAUGUUCUGAAUGUGGGAAAUGUUUUGCUCGCAUGUCAAUUCUUGAGAGACAUCAAAGGACUCACACAGGAGAGAAAUCAUUUUCAUGUUCAGAAUGUGGAAAACGUUUCAGUGACUCUUCCACUCGUAACACACAUCAAAGGAUUCACAGAGGAGAGAAACCGUUUUCUUGUUCUGUAUGUGGGAAAUGUUUUGCUCGCAUGUCAGCUCUUAAGAGACAUCAAAUGACUCACACAGGAGAGAAACCAUUUUCAUGUUCAGAAUGUGGCAAGAGUUUCAGUGACUCAUCCACUCUUAAGAUUCAUAUGAGGAUUCAUACAGGAGAGAAAUCAUAUUCAUGUUCUGAAUGUGGGAAAUGUUUUGCUCACAUGUCAACUCUCAAGACACAUCAAAGGAUUCACAGAGGAGAGAAACCAUUUUCAUGUUCUGAAUGUGGGAAAUGUUUUGCUCGCAAGUCAAUUCUUAAGAAACAUCAAAGGAUUCACACAGGAGAGAAAUAAUUGUCAUGUUCAGAAUGCAAAAAAUGUUUAGUCACCUUCUGCCACAUCAGAAGAUUCCCAGAAGAGAGAAAACGAUUUCUUGUUAAGAAUGUCUGAAAUGUUUAAUUGUUCAAUGCUACACUCCAAUUAAUACAUUAUUUGGAAACAAGAACGCUACCCUGCACUACUGCGCCGUGUGCCUGUCCACCUACAAAUUUGCCUGCAAACUUUACAAUGCAGAAGAGAAAGGGCUAAAACAAAAUGUAUUUAUAUAAAUGUAUACACAUCUCAUACCGCUAGUGUGCGCAUGUGUCUCAUACCUUCCGGGAUCCCCAUGUGUCUCAUUCUUCCAGUACCAUCAGUAUCCCGAUGGGUCUCAUACCCCCAGGAUCCCUAUAUGUGUAAUUUCCCCCAGCACCUUCAUUCAUAUGUGUAAUUCCCCCAGUGGGCCCAUGUGUCUCGUGUCCCCAUGAGUCUCAUACAUCCAAUGUCCCCAUGUGUGUCAUACCCCCAGUGUCCCCAUGUGUCUCAUUCCCCCAGGGUGCCGAUAUUUCUCAUGUCAGUCUACUAUGACCAUUUGAUAUUGGUCAGUAUGGCUCAAUUAAGUUUUGAUUUAAUUUGUCGACAGACAUCUGUUCCUAAUCAUUCUUCGCUUAACGUGAUUAUAGCGUUAAAGAAGCAGCUAUCCCAUUUGCAAGUUAAUUAUUAGAAACGGUUUUAAUACAUUUUUGUUGAUAACUUGACUAUCACUAAUAUAAUUCAGUGCCUGA
This is a messenger RNA of Pelobates fuscus (common spadefoot toad), 3107 nucleotides long. Its product is annotated as oocyte zinc finger protein XlCOF6-like. The transcript is spliced from 2 exons. The coding region runs from base 34 to 2358 and encodes 774 amino acids. The record is from RefSeq and is a predicted model, not a curated record. NCBI's taxonomy places the organism in Eukaryota, Metazoa, Chordata, Amphibia, Anura, Pelobatidae.